AUUUCUUUCUUUACUGUGAUUUAAUAAUAAAUUAAUUACUGCAUUUUUCUUUGUUUUGUCCCUUUUUCAUAUUCCUCUUCCCGCAACCAUCCGGAGGAAGAGGAAUUCCUUUCCCCUUCCCUUCCCCGCCUCUCCGUCGGUCUUCCCUGCCAUCCAAAUAUCUCCGGCGGAAAUCUAUUCCCUCUUUCCCCUCUUCUGUAACCGUUUCCUUAUCUGCCGUUUCGGCGGAUAUCGAAUCGUUUCCCUUCCCUCUCUCUCUCUCUGCGCCGUGAUAUAAGUGGACUCUCUCUUACUACCAUGACUCGUUUUUCAUUUGCCUUCUCCGCUUCCGUCGUCCCAACCGCCGCCGCCGUUUUCUGCGUCCACUCGAUUGCUUCUCUCUGAAGAUUUUUCUCUCUCUCUCUCUCUCUCUCUCUUUCCCGCCAUUAAUGCAUCCUUUCUGCUGUAUCUCUACUGUAUCAGACAACUCCCCCACCGCAAAGCCCCUGCCCGAUCUUCCGAUGGCCAUCACUGCCAGAUCCGACCCGACGCCCCGAUCGUCCGCCGCUACUCCGAAUCACAUCCAUUUGGCAGAUCAUCAGCAUCAUCUUCACCACCAUGCCACCGCCUCCAUAGAUUCGGUCAUCAGCAACGGCGGCAGAAACAGCCACCGGAUUUCUACUGUCGCGAAUUCGGCGUCCGGGAGGGAGCAGCCGGUGGAUGUCAAGAUCAACGAUAUAGUAGGGAAUGGAAUCUCCGGGAUUCUGUACAAGUGGGUGAACUACGGCAAAGGUUGGAGGCCGCGGUGGUUCGUUUUGCAGGACGGUGUGUUGUCCUAUUACAAGAUUCACGGGCCUGAUAAGAUCGUCGUCAAUCUGGAGACCGAGAAAGGAUGCAAAGUCAUCGGGGAAGAGUCCAUCAGGAGGGUUUCCAAGGCCGAAAAUGGAACUCCCAACCAGCAGAGGCGGAAUCCUGUUGGCGAAGUUCAUCUCAAGGUGUCCACGAUCCGAGAGAGUAGAUCGGAUGACAAAAGGUUCUCGAUAUUCACGGGGACUAAGCGGCUCCAUCUAAGAGCUGAGACGACGGAGGAUCGUUUGGCAUGGAUGGAGGCAUUGCAGGCGGUCAAAGACAUGUUCCCUCGGAUAUCUAACAGUGAAUUAAUGGCUCCCGUGGAUACCGUGGCUGUGUCAACGGAAAAGCUGAGGCAGAGGCUUGAAGAAGAGGGUGUUGGGGAAGAGGUGAUUCUGGAGAGUGAGCAGAUCAUGAGGAGUGAGUUCACAGCUUUGCAGAACCAGAUGCUGCUGUUGAAGCAGAAACAUUGGCAACUCAUUGAAGCGUUGCGGCAGUUAGAGACCGAAAAAGUUGAUCUGGAGAAUACAGUUAUUGACGAGAGCCAAAGACAGAAUGAUCAAAUGACAUCCUCUAUGGCAACUCAAGACAAGUUUAGCGAGGCCAGUGCAAGUGGAUCUGAUGAUGAUAAUGAAAGAGUAGAUGCUGCUGAGGAGGAAACUGAUGAUGAGGAGAAUACCUUUUUCGAUACCCGUGACUUCCUCUCAUCAGGUUCUUUCAAAAGCAAUGGAUCUGAUUACCGGACUUCUUCAUUUUCUUCAGAAGAUGAAGGACUACGCGCUCUUGAGGCAGAUGAAGGGCUUAGUUAUCCUUAUAUUAAGCGCCGCAAAAAGUUACCAGAUCCAAUUGAAAAGGAAAAAGGUGUCAGUCUUUGGUCAAUGAUUAAGGAUAACAUUGGGAAGGAUCUCACAAAAGUAUGCCUACCUGUUUACUUCAACGAGCCUCUCUCUUCUCUUCAAAAGUGUUUUGAAGAUUUAGAGUACUCGAAUCUCAUUGACAGAGCUAGUGAAUGGGGAAGAAAGGCUCCUUCAGUGAGGAAAUAUGCAUCUCAUGGGUCAUUUCCUUGCCAGGGUAACAGUCUGAUGAGGAUUCUUAAUGUAGCUGCCUUCGCUGUUUCUGGAUAUGCUUCAACAGAAGGAAGAAUCUGCAAACCGUUUAAUCCACUAUUAGGUGAAACAUACGAGGCAGAUUAUCCUGAUAAAGGACUCCGUUUUUUCUCGGAGAAGGUCAGUCACCAUCCAAUGAUUGUAGCAUGUCACUGUGAAGGGACAGGAUGGAAGUUUUGGGGAGACAGCAAUUUGAAAAGCAAAUUUUGGGGUCGCUCUAUACAACUUGAUCCUGAGGGUCUUUUGACAUUGGAAUUUGAUGACGGAGAAGUUUUCCAAUGGUCCAAGGUUACAACAUCAAUAUACAAUCUAAUACUAGGGAAGCUAUAUUGUGAUCAUUAUGGUACAAUGCGUAUAGAAGGAAACAGAGAUUUUUCGUGUAAGCUGAAGUUUAAGGAGCAAUCCAUCAUAGACAGGAACCCUCACCAGAUACAAGGAGUAGUAGUGGAUAGGAGUGGGAAAACUGUAGCAACUCUGUUUGGGAAAUGGGAUGAGAGCAUGCAUUAUGUUCUUGGUAGUGGCAAGGGCAAAGGGUUUGAGUCACUGGAAGAAGCUCAUACACUGUGGAGAAGAAACAGCCCACCAACGAUCCCUACUAGAUAUAACUUGACCCGCUUCGCCAUAACACUGAAUGAGCUCAUUCCGGGGCUCAAGGUGAUAUCUCAUGACUCUGCUCCAUUAUACAAUUUCUGCUGGUCUCCACUUCCUGACAAAUCGAAGGAGAAGCUGCCACCUACAGAUUCAAGGCUAAGGCCUGAUCAAAGGUAUUUGGAAAAUGGGGAAUUUGAGAUGGCGAAUUCUGAGAAGUUGAGGCUGGAACAGCGCCAGCGUCAGGCACGGAAGAUGCAGGAGAGGGGUUGGAAGCCACGUUGGUUUGCCAAGGAAGACGGAAGCGAUACAUAUCGCUACAUUGGUGGAUACUGGGAGGCUAGAGAGAAAGGGAAGUGGGACUCAUGUCCAGAUAUUUUCGGUCAAGUCCCCGCUGAUCAGCUUCUCAUUGACUAGUUACUUAUCUGAAUUCCUUUCCAUUGCUUGGGAAUGGCCUACGGGUCGUCGGUAUAUGAAGGGGGGAGUCACUCGACGUGCGAUGUAAGUAAAGAUAACUAUUGCCCUAGGUAAAUAGAAAGGAAAAAAUCAGUUCUUUUUCCCCUCCAGUUCCGCCAAAUGCGCCCCCGUUCCUCAUCUCAUGGUUAGAGCUGGAGGGAUGGCAGGGGAAAUAUAUUACAUUUUUUGUGUGGAUGUUUUAGCUUCUUUUUCCAGGAAAAGAUACAAGAGGAAUAGAUGAUAGGAAAAGCAACAAAUGAAUCGACCGCAUUUGAUAUGUUUGUUCUUAAAUGAGAAAAGAAAGGAAGAAAGCAGUUUGUUAUUAUUAUAAUGUUUGUUUGAUGGAAAGAGAUAGCUAGCUGCUGUUUACAGAUCAGCAGUGUGAGUGUUCUUCUACGGAUUCAAUCACAUGGC
Messenger RNA from Linum tenue, 3392 nucleotides. The record is from the annotation of a GenBank genome assembly. Lineage: Eukaryota; Viridiplantae; Streptophyta; Magnoliopsida; Malpighiales; Linaceae.